UCUGUUUUCAUUUUUUAACAGACGCGACUCGAAAAACAAUCUUCUUCUACUUCUCCUUAGAGCCACAACAAUGGCGUCUCUUCUCGCGAACGGUAUUUCCGGAUUUUCUCCGCAACCCACACCCGAUUCCUCAAAAUUACCAAAAGGGUUUCAUCCUAAACCCGAAUCCUUGAAAUUUCCGUCUCCAAAAACCCUAAAUCCGUCCUCCGCCGCGACGACGACGACGACAACGACGAGGCUUUUCAAAGUCAGAGCCGAUUUUGAAAUCGAUCCACGCCCAAUCGGAGCCGAAUCAGGUAUUCCCUCUGCGAAACCAACUGUUAGCUCCACUGAUAAACUUAAGCAGUAUUUCCAGAAUCAAGAUUACGAUAAGAAGUACGGAUUCGUCGAGGAAAUCGAUUCGUUCACAAUCCCUAAAGGUUUAUCUGAAGAAACAAUCCGAUCGAUUUCUAAGUUGAAAAACGAACCAGAUUGGAUGCUUGAGUUUAGGUUCAAAGCUUACGCCAAGUUUCUGAAAUUGGAAGAACCUAAAUGGUCAGAUAAUAGGUAUCCUUCGAUCAAUUUCCAGGAUAUGUGUUAUUACUCAGCUCCCAAAAAGAAACCAACUUUGAACAGUUUAGAUGAAGCUAAUCCUCAGCUUCUAGAGUAUUUCGAUAAAUUGGGUGUCCCUUUAACAGAGCAGAAGCGUUUGGCUAACGUUGCGGUUGAUGCGGUUCUAGAUAGCGUUUCCAUAGCAACCACUCAUAGGAAGACACUUGAGAAAUCCGGUGUCAUCUUCUGUCCGAUCUCUGAAGCCAUUAGAGAGUACCCGGAUUUGAUCAAGAAGUAUCUAGGAAGAGUUGUGCCUAGUGACGAUAACUACUACGCUGCUUUGAACUCAGCUGUUUUCAGUGAUGGAUCCUUUUGUUACAUACCGAAAAACACAAGAUGUCCGAUGCCGAUUUCGACUUAUUUCCGGAUCAACGCCAUGGAAACUGGUCAGUUCGAGAGGACUUUGAUCGUUGCAGAGGAAGGAAGCUUUGUUGAGUAUUUAGAGGGAUGCACUGCUCCUUCUUACGACACGAACCAGCUUCACGCUGCUGUGGUUGAGCUCUAUUGUGGGGAAGGAGCUGAGAUUAAGUACUCCACGGUGCAGAACUGGUACGCUGGUGACGAAGAAGGUAAAGGAGGGAUUUACAAUUUCGUCACAAAGCGUGGUCUUUGCGCAGGAGAUCGUUCCAAAAUCUCGUGGACGCAGGUCGAAACCGGGUCUGCGAUAACUUGGAAGUACCCGAGUGUGGUUUUAGAAGGUGAUGAUUCAGUGGGAGAGUUUUACUCUGUGGCAUUGACUAAUAACUAUCAGCAAGCUGAUACAGGGACCAAGAUGAUUCACAAAGGAAAGAAUACAAAAAGUAGAAUCAUUUCAAAGGGUAUUUCGGCAGGGCAUUCGAGAAACUGUUACCGUGGUCUUGUUCAGGUUCAGUCCAAAGCUGAAAAUGCUAAAAACACUUCGACUUGCGACUCAAUGCUUAUCGGUGACAAAGCAGCUGCUAAUACCUAUCCUUACAUCCAGGUAAAGAAUCCAUCAGCGAAAGUAGAGCAUGAAGCGAGUACCUCAAAGAUUGGAGAGGAUCAGCUUUUCUAUUUCCAGCAGAGAGGAAUCGAUCACGAGAGAGCAUUAGCGGCAAUGAUCUCUGGAUUCUGCAGAGAUGUCUUCAACAAGCUGCCUGAUGAAUUUGGAGCUGAAGUUAAUCAGCUUAUGAGCAUCAAGCUUGAAGGAUCAGUGGGUUAAACACUCAGAAUCACAGAAUAGUCUAAAAAAAAACAAAAAAAAGUCGUUGUCCUUCUCAAUAAAGUUUUUCCUCUUUUGAGUAUUUACUAGUUUCAGUCUGUAAAACUUUUAUCAUUAUGUAAUAAAUCUUCGUAAAAGGUGUUGUUAAUACUA
Messenger RNA from Eutrema salsugineum, 1924 nucleotides. Its product is annotated as UPF0051 protein ABCI8, chloroplastic. Gene Ontology annotation, biological process: iron-sulfur cluster assembly. The transcript has 2 exons. NCBI's taxonomy places the organism in Eukaryota, Viridiplantae, Streptophyta, Magnoliopsida, Brassicales, Brassicaceae. The record is from RefSeq and is a predicted model, not a curated record. The coding region runs from base 71 to 1771 and encodes 566 amino acids.